Notothenia coriiceps (black rockcod) is the source of this 1167-nucleotide messenger RNA. RefSeq names its product 5-hydroxytryptamine receptor 2B-like. Gene Ontology annotation, cellular component: plasma membrane. The coding region runs from base 1 to 1167 and encodes 388 amino acids. Gene Ontology annotation, molecular function: G protein-coupled receptor activity. Lineage: Eukaryota; Metazoa; Chordata; Actinopteri; Perciformes; Nototheniidae. Gene Ontology annotation, biological process: G protein-coupled receptor signaling pathway. The record is from RefSeq and is a predicted model, not a curated record. The transcript has 3 exons.
AUGAGAGGCGAGCUCACACCUGCAUGGGACUCCGGGAACACCACCUUUUGGGAGGAGUACUCUGACAUUGCCUUUGUAGUUGCCAACAGCUUGAUCCUGUUGAUCACCUGUGCCGUGGGGAUUGCAGCAAAUCUUUUUGUCAUACUGGCAGUUUAUCAACAAAAAUCCCUGCAAAAUGUGAACAAUGCACUGGUGGUGAACCUCGCAGUCAUAGACCUCCUGAGAUGUGUGAUUGACUGCCCCAUUCUCCUAACCAUAGUCAUCACUGUGAACCACAGAGGACACGUACACCGGUUAAUCUGUGAUACACAAGUGGCCUCUUUCUCUUUCAGCUGCUGCAUCCAACUGUUGACUCUGGCCAGUAUCAGCGCAGAGCGGUACCAGGCCAUCGCCCGACCCUUCACCACCACUCAGAGGCGAAGACGGAUUAUGGUUGCAGAGCAGUCUGAGACGAAGCCUUUUAAAGCAGAGCAGCCCAAUCCCUGUGGCACAGAAUUUGAGGCGAAACUAUCAAAUGGAGAUGCUGCUGCUAGUGUUAAGAGCUCAACCACAAAGCCACAGAAGGUGUCAAGCAAUUUCAACACAGAAAAGCAGUCCAAAGAAAGAGUGAACAUCGACGAAGAGCCCUCUGAAAGGAAAGAAGCCAGCCCCCAUGUUCACUCGUCUGCACAGUUAGAAAAUCCCGAACCCACUUCUGUUUUACUGAUUGAACCAAAACAAGAUAAGAGCAACAAUGGAGGGGAAACGCUGAAUGUUUCUACAGCAGAUCAGGGGUCUUCAUUGCCCCCCGGCUCAAGUAAUGUCCCAGAAGCAGAAGCUACUAAACAAGAUGUGGAAGGUGCAGUUUGCAUGAUGCCUUCCAAAGCAAGUAGAGAGAGAGCAAGCAAAAAGAAGGAGAGCAAAAUGGCAAAGCGGGCUGGCUACAUCAUUGUAACCUUCCUCUUGUUCUGGCUACCACUGAUCAUCACUAUCCUGAUUAAUUGUGUUGUCCACGGAAACAAAAACCCACAGGUGAAAGCCAUUCAGGAAGUGGAGAUCCUGUCAGUGUCUGUCACCUGCAUCACAUCACUGAGUAACCCAAUCAUAUAUGCAGCAGUGAACCCUCAGUUUAGGACGGAGUUUUAUAGGUUGAAAACAAAAUGUGUGUCCAGAUUCACUAAGAAGUGA